AUGUCUGUCAAUCCAAGUGAGUUUCAAAUGAAAAUGUGCUUCGAUUUUAAAAUCAAUUGUUGUUCUAAAAAAUUUGAAAAUCGAGCAAUCAUUUUUCAGAACGUCGUAGUCGAGACAAACCGAGAAGCGAUGUUCCGGAUGUGCAGCAGAGCCAAAAGUCGAUGGUUUUCGAUGAGCCGACCACCAAGGACCGCAAGACUCAGAGAAAGCAGGUCGGCCAAAUAAUUCCAGAAACGCUGACUUUUUCUUAUGAAAAACUCUAAAAGGUGCCAAUUUGCAGAUCCUGUCGUUCGUGUCGCGCACUCUGGAACUGGGCCUGACGGGUCUCCGUCAGCAGUUCGCCUCGAUGCGCCGUUUCAACGAUUUCGAGAAGAUGAAGGCGUUCAAAGAGGCGCAAGAGUUCGGAAAGAACCGCUACAAAGACGUCGGAUGUCUGGACAACAACCGCGUGAAGUUGGCGAGUCCCUGGCCGCACGAGUACAUACACGCCAACUACGUGGCGACGCCCACAAAUCCCAAAAGAUUCAUUUGUACGCAGGCGCCACUCGAGAAGACGUGCGCCGACUUUUGGUUCAUGUGCCUUCAGGUGAGCAUUUUUCGAUUUUAUUCUGAAAAUUUGUACGCGUUUUUAGGAACGCGUCGAGAACAUCUUCAUGUUGUGCAAUUUGCUGGAGAAGGGCACGAAAAAGUGUCACGAGUAUUAUCCGACCAAAAAGAACAAGACGCUGGAGUUUGUGGAGGGCGAUCAGAAGAUUACGGUCAAGUACGACGGAGAGUCCAAGGUUCAGUUGAAUUUGGUGUAAAACUUGUUUUCUUUUUGAACAACUUGUAGUUUGCAGUUCUCGUUCUCUGGAUCUUCGACCGCGAAGGUGACGGCGACGGAAUGCGUGGUCGAGGGUCCGGGCGGUACGCUCAAGACCAUCCAUUAUCAUUGGAACGACUGGCCGGACCGCGGAGUGCCCAAGGCCGAUAUGGCCAUUUUGGAGCUGCUCGACAAGGCCCGCGUGUCCAAGUAAGCACAUUUUUUGAAGCCAAAUUAUCGAUUUUUCUCCAGAGGACCGAUCGCGGUGCACUGCUCGGCGGGAAUCGGUCGUACCGGAUCGGUGGUGAUGCUCGAGUACGUGAUGGAUCAGUUGGCAUCGGGACAGACGAUCGAGGACGGAGACAAGAUUCUCGUCAAGAUCCGCGAGCAACGCAACAACUCGAUUCAAACGGACGCCCAGUACAUUUUCGUGCAUUUGGUGCUGUUCAACUACUUUAGAAAGCGCAAGCUGCUCGAGGACGAGAAAGUGAAGGAGGAGCACGACAAACUCAUCAAAGAGUUUGAGAAGAUCAAAUUCUGA
Molecule: messenger RNA, 1343 nt
Organism: Caenorhabditis sp. 36 PRJEB53466
Lineage: Eukaryota; Metazoa; Nematoda; Chromadorea; Rhabditida; Rhabditidae
Source: the annotation of a GenBank genome assembly